GUGGAUUUGUCCCCCCCAAAAAUGAAAUAGUUUCGCUCAGCUCAGUCGUACUGUUAAUGAAGAGACCGACCGCUAAGCGCUGGGAAACCAAUCACGGUGCCGGUUCAGGGAGAAAGUCCCGCCUUUCAGGAGAAACAGCCAAUCAGCUCGCUGGUCUUGCGAGAAGAGUUAGCGUGCUGGUGGAGGAGAAGCCCCUCCCCCUCGCUGUGAGAUUUAGAAGCGGUGUCCAGCAUCAGCUGGUGUUGAAGUAAAUCUGGAUAUACGGCGAUUUUUCUAAGAGGUAACGGAGUUUACCAUGUGGCCUGUGUUGAGAAUAUUUCUGAUAGCUGGUUAAGAAGACUCUCCAAAUCAAAACACACAGAUUAAACCCAGCGUGUGAUAAUAAACUGCAGCUGUGUUAGUCAGUUAGCUUAACUUUGGAAUUAGCUAGACAGGGAGUCAAGGCUUAAAAAAAAACAUGUAUGUUAUGUUCAGCUUGCCCUGAUCAGCUAAUCACUAUUUCAUUUUCAAAUUGUGUUUAUUAAUUUAGGAUUGCAGGACUUACUGUAAGCUAUAGUAAAUGAAAAAAAUAGUUAGCUAGAAGCCAGAUGUAGUGGAUAGUCAGAAUUUAGAACAGUACUUUAUGUUGGUAGUUUAAAGCAGUUUAUUAACCCUGAUCUCUGCCCUAAAAUUGUGUGUUUUCUACCAGAUCCAACUGAUUAGCUAAUAAACAGUCCUUUACUGAGUUUACCUGUUUAAAUCCUUUUCAUUAUGUAUGUCAGCAGUGUAUUAGACACAUCAUACCUCCACUUACUUUAUUAAGUGACUUUAAAGCAGAGUAGGCAGUGGGGAUAUGCAGUAGAAUGUGUAGGAACAGGGUUGAGAAACACUGCUCUAACCUGACUUCUGUUCAUUUGUAGUUCACAGUAAGACUAAAUCCUGAGUAAAUAGAGGGAUUCCAGGCGAAUCCAAAUGUUUUUUUCUUUAGUCUAAUAUUUAUAUUAACUUCUGUCAAAAAUCUCUAUGAAACGUAAAGUUACAUUCUUUUUUCAAAAAAGGACACCAUCAUAAGAAGUGCUUUCAGUAGAAACAACUAAAAGCGCAGAUGAUAACUGAUCAGUUUUUGUCAUAUAUGUAUGUAAUUCAGACAUUUCACGCAUAUUUGUUUAAAUGUAAUUUGGAGUAACAUGGCGGUUGUAAAGUCACCUUUACUUGGAUGUAACUAAUAAUAAACAGAGUACAGAAAAAAGGGAUUAUUUGUGAUUAAAAGUAAUUCCUUAAAUGUUGUUCUAAGAAACUAUAUGGGCUUUGGUGCAUUAGCAAAAGUGUCCCCCCCCAAUAUCAAACCCGCUCCUACGCCCUUGGGUAUGAUACCUCCUUGUGUAGUUCUGUCUUUGUAGUAAGGGUGCAGUUUGUAGGAGAAGAUGUUGUCAGCCAUAGCAAAUCAAUCCAUUGAAUUAUGGUAAAAUGUAAAGUACUCACUCAGUUGUAAUCAUGUUAAGCAUGAGAUUUAAUCCUGCAUUGUGCGGUGUCUUUUUUCAGAGCAGAUAGAUCUGAAGAUUUUUGUCAGAACUCUGUUUGACUCUGUUUUUAACCUGCCUGCUCUCAUCAGUUCUGAUUCUGUGUUUCUUUGCUUUAACAAUGUGUGAAUGAGCGGGCAACAACUAAGUUAGCUAAUCUGAUAUCUCCAUUUUUGCAUUAACUCUUGUGUGAGUGCCAUUAGCAGUACUGCGGUUGGUAAGGUAACAAAGGUAUUUAAUGUAGUUUUUUUUGUUUUGUUUUUUUGUUUUUUACUCUAUAUUAUAUAUGAUUUAUAUCUAUAAAUCAUACAAUUCUGUACAAGUCUAUACAAGUCUCUCUCCUCAUUUCCUCUGUGACACUGAGCAGCAGAAAAGCAGGAAAUCAUUACUGCUCAGUUCAGAGUAAAUGAAAGUGAUCUCAGAAUGCUGCUCUCUCUCAGUCUAGAAGUGCAGGAAAAUGGCAGAGGCCAGUAUUUCAGUAGAUCACGAUCAGUUCAGCUGUCCAGUCUGUCUGGAUCUGCUGAAGGAUCCAGUGACUAUUCACUGUGGACACAGUUACUGUAUGGUGUGUAUUAAUGGCAACUGGGAUCAGGAGGAUCAGAGGGGGAUCUACAGCUGCCCCCAGUGCAGAGAGACCUUCACUCCAAGGCCUGUUCUACGCAGAAACAACAUGCUGGCUGAAGUGGUGGAGAAACUGAAGAAGAACAUAGAACUCCAAGCUGCUUCUCCUGCUCCCCGUUACGCUGGAGCUGGAGAUGUGGAGUGUGAUUUCUGCACCGGGAGAAAACUCAGAGCCAUCAAGUCCUGUCUGAUGUGUCUGGCCUCCUUUUGUGAAGCUCAUCUUAAACCUCACUAUGAAGUUCCUGGAUUAAAGAAGCACAAGCUGGUUAAAGCGUCCACCCAGCUCCAAGAGAAGAUCUGCUCUCAGCAUGACAGACUGAUCGAGAUCUACUGUCGUACUGAUCAGAGAUCUAUCUGUUAUUUAUGUACAAUGGAUAAACACAAGGGUCAUGAUACAGUUCCGGUUACAGCUGAAAGAACUGAGAAACAGAAUCAGCUAAUGGAGAUUCAGAGAAAGUUCCAGCAGAGAAUCCAAGAGAACCAAAAGAAGCUACAGGAGCUGGAACAAAAUUUGCUCACUAUUAAGGUCUCUGCACAGGCAGCAGUGGAGGACAGUGAGAGGAUCUUUACUGAGCUGAUCCGCUCCAUUGAGAAAAAGCGCUCUGAGGUAACAGAGCUGAUCAGAGAUCAGGAGAAGGCUGAACUGAGUGGAGCUGAAGAACUCCUGGAGAAACUGCAGCAGGAGAUGGCUGAUCUAAAGAGGAGACACACUGAGCUGGAGCAGCUUUCACACACAGAGGAUCACAUCCAUUUCCUCCAGAGUUUCCAGUCUCUCUGUGUCUCUUCUGGAUCUGAGGACUCUCCCAGCAUCACUGUCCAUCAACAUCCCUCAUUUGAUGGAGUGAGGAAAUCUCUCUCUGAGCUGAAAGAGCGACUAGAGGAAUUCUGCAGAGAGGAAUUCAGGAAAAUCCCUCCACAUGAUGCAGUUCAGAUUUUACGCUCAGAACCAAACACCAGAGAAGACUUUUUGCAAUAUUUCUGUCGACUGACUUUGGAUCCCAAUACAGCACAUCGUUUCCUCAUUCUGUCUCAAAAGAACAGAGUGGUGAAGUGGAAUAAUAGAGUCCCGUCAAUCUCUGAUCAUCCAGAGAGAUUUGAUUACUACUGUCAGGUGUUGAGUAAGGAGAGUGUGUGUGGACGCUGUUACUGGGAGGUUGAGUGGAGCAGUGGAUGGUUUGGGUGUGUGGAAAUAUCAGUCUCAUAUAAAGAAAUCAGUAGGAAAGGAAGGGGUCAUGAUUCUGGCUUCGGAUUCAACAGUCAGUCCUGGAGUCUGGUGUGUUCUUCCUCUCUCUCUUUCUUACAAAACAACAUUAGGACUAAGCUAUCGGCUCCUCCAUCCUCCAGAAUAGGAGUGUAUGUGGAUCACAGUGCAGGAACUCUGUCCUUCUACAGCGUCUCUGAUACAAUGACCCUCCUACACACACUCCACACCACAUUCACUCAGCCCCUCUACGCUGGGUUUGGGGUUGGUGAUGGAUCAUCUGUGAGGUUGUGUGAUAAAAAUGAUAUCAUCUAGUUUUACUAGGUAAAACCCCAAAUCAGAAAAAUAUGCUUGUCUGAGGAUAAACAGUAUGUUUCCACUGUGUAAGGGUUCACCCAAGGUGCCUUCGAGCCCAGAGAAGUUGCUGCCGUAUCUGGACAUAACUAAAAAUGAAUUAGCUAAAUUAUUCUGUUUUGCACAGUAAAGUUGAAACAAAGGUUUGGCAAAUCAAGGUUUGGAAAUUUAAUAGGUUUUAUGUAGUUUGCUUUUUUCUAUCACCUACAAAUCACUCAUUUCCAUGCACAGUUUUACAGCCAAGACUAAAAUGCAGACAUUUCUGCACUAAGACUGUAGAUCUUUCUUUUUUUGAGAGUUUUCGUCCCACAGCUUCUGCACUGCUGAAAUAUAUGAAGUAGGAGAUCUGUUGGCAUAAUAUGUUCUAUCAAACAUUUUAUUUUUAUUCAGUAGAACUGGUGUCUACUUAAAUUUAACAGUACAUGGUGUGUACUCUGCAGUUAUUGUGUGUGGAAUGUGGUGAUGGUUUAUUCUGGGCAGGCUCGCAGCAGUCUGGGACUCACCUCCACUGUGGGGACUUAAAUGAGGCACCCACCAUAUAGAGCUCUUUUUAAAAGAAUUACCGGAUGCAAGUAAGCUGUAUGUGUUUUCUGAUUUACUAGUGUAAUGUUGUGUUUAAUUGUUUAAAUAACGUAUCUUGUCUUUUUUGUCUAGAUAGUUAAUUACAUAUAUUGUGGAAAUUCCAUAAAAUAAAUAUUAUAAAGUUUAUUCUCUAUAUAUCAUUCCUUUGGAAUAAAACGUUUAUUAAAAUUCA
Astyanax mexicanus (Mexican tetra) is the source of this 4429-nucleotide messenger RNA. Its product is annotated as tripartite motif-containing protein 16-like. The transcript is spliced from 7 exons. The record is from RefSeq and is a predicted model, not a curated record. Bases 1957 to 3636 code for a protein of 559 amino acids. Lineage: Eukaryota; Metazoa; Chordata; Actinopteri; Characiformes; Acestrorhamphidae. Gene Ontology annotation, molecular function: zinc ion binding; protein binding.